Messenger RNA from Leptinotarsa decemlineata (Colorado potato beetle), 7192 nucleotides. RefSeq lists its product as uncharacterized. NCBI's taxonomy places the organism in Eukaryota, Metazoa, Arthropoda, Insecta, Coleoptera, Chrysomelidae. The record is from RefSeq and is a predicted model, not a curated record.
CUGUUAUGUCAAAUGUCGCACGUCACACAAACGUAAAAUGCUGAAGCGGCCAUAUUUGCUCUUCGAUUAUAAGUUUAUUAUGAGAUAUUGAAGAGUUCAAACAAAUUUAAAUUUCGUACAAUACUCGUUUGAAGUGCUAGUUAGAACUUCCUAUGAUUUUAGGAAUGAAUAACCUAAAAAAGGUUGCUGGUUCCGAUGAAGAAGAUGACAUAGAAAGUUUGCGACUAGCAGCAUUACAGUCCCUGAAGAGGAAAAAUGAGUUCCCUGAAUGUUCUACUCUACCAUACAAUCAAUGUUCAAGCCCCGAGAAAGGCAAUCAUUACAGAUCACUUAAAGGACGAAAUAAAAGAGGAAGAUAUUUUGGACAUCAGGGGAGAGUAGGAAAAAAUGUCCAAUUCAAUCGAGUUCGAAGUACAAACCUGAUAUCCAUAACACCUGUAUUAGAUGAAGCAAACGUUGAAGACACAGUCGCACAGAAAUCUCCUGCAUCACUGACCCUACCACAAGAAAAAUACAGUAAAACAUCAGAUGAGCAACAAGGGAUUGAAAAAGAAGGCACAAGCAAGUUCAGCCGUUAUAAUAAUUCAGAUAAAUCUGAAUCAGAAUCAGAUGUAGGAGAUAUUUCUUCAGAGGAUGAAGUUACUGGAGGAAAACUACAAAGAGCUGAUAGUUUGGAAGCUUUAAUGCAAGAACUAGAUAAUGAAAUUCAAGGAAAACCUAAAGAAGAUAAUCAAAUUGCGGAGGAUAAGCCGAAAGUGAAAAAAGUAAAGAAGAAGAAAAGGACAGUGUCAGAGUCUGAACUCAAGAAUCAAGAUUCCAAACAUGACAGUGAAGAUCUUGAGAAAAAUGUUGAAGAGCCUGAUAAAGAUAUAAAGAAUAUCCAGGAAAUUGAAACAAAAAAGAAAGAAGUUGCAGGGGAAAUCUCUGCCCAGCCUAUGAACCUAGCAAAAAUUGAACCAAUACCUGCAGAUGUUCCUAGUCCCAGUAAACGACCUGUCAGAUCGAGGUCUCCAUUCAGUAGAAGAGCAUUCCACAGAAGAACAAACCACAGGAAUUUCUCCAACCAUGCAAUAAAUUUUCCUCUUGUUCCACCUCCUCAUGUGCAGUAUGGUCCGCCUCCGAAUCAUUUUCAGCCACACAUUUUACCUUUCCCAAAUCAGCAGUUCAAUCCAAUGUUUGCACCUCCAGGUGUCAUUCCACCACAAAUGCCAAUGUUUUUCGACAGACCAUUGUCACCACUUGCCAUCAACACCGAAUCUUUAACAACGACCACAAGGGCCCCUCUAUCUCCGAGGAGUGCAGCUUUUGUUCUACAAAACAAGGCAAUAAUCGAAAAACGCAGGAGGUCACCCAGGCGAUCUUAUUCUCGAAGUCCUUCAAGGAGCCUUUCACGAAGCCCUAGGAGGUCCUUGACCCCCCCAAGACGGUUUCCAAGGAGGUCUAUUUCUCCCAGGCGAUCCCCCCGUAGACUGUCCCCCAGAAGGCGAUCUCUAUCCCCGAACAAGAGGUCCGGAUCUCCUAGAAGAGUAAAACCUCCAAAUAGUGAUCAUUCUCCUACAAAUAGGCCCAGGGUACGGGAAAGACUGGGGUCUGGCAAACCUAAUAAUUCUGGAAACGGGAAUUCGAACAGAGCAUCUAAAGAGAAAGAGGUUGUGCCCCAGAAAGAGGUGGUACCUUUGGACCCAGUUCUUGAGGCACGAAAGAGGAAGUUCGAAACAAACGAAAUUGGCAAGAAAGGCAUCAUAAGGCUGAAGCCAAAGGAGAACAAACCUGCGGAGGUGCCCGUGGAAGUUCCUCCGCAGCCAAUAGUUGAAGAAGAGUUGGAAAAAGUUGAUCCAACAAAAAAAGACACUGACAAGGAUCCCGACGAGUUCAAAGAACUGGAGAAGCUGCUCAACGAGGACGCUUUACUCGAAGAUGAUGAAAUCGUACUGGACCAAAAGGUGGAAGAUAUAUUUUCAGACGAUGAUUUCGCCAGCGACAAUGAGGGACGUUUCAAAGUCAAAGAAAAAGCUAAUGAAAAAGUGGUAAGUUUGCCUUUCACGAAGUUGGUGAAUGGUGCCAAGGAAGAGAUAAAAUCUGAGGCUCUGCCAGAUACUCGAAGGGAUACUAGAGACAGAGAAAGAGGGGGAAGCUACUGCAGCAGAUUUAGUGACAGGAGGACCAGAACUCGUUCUCCGGCUGGCAGAAGGGAAUCUAGUAGUAGGCGAGAAUCACACCGAGAGUCCAAGGAAAAACCAGUCCCGAAGAAAAUAGAAUCUCAGGAAAAAGCGCAAGUUAAACGUCGAAUAUCAGGAAAGAGUGAGAAACCAUCUCCGGUCAUGGAUAGGAAGUUUGAGAGAAAGAUCGAGAUUAAAAUCAAGAAUCCGUCAAAGUAUGAGAAGAAUACAAAGUCUAGGUCUGUGAAAAAGGAGGAGGAAAAGAUCCAAAUCAAGAAUGAGAAGGUUGCAGCGGUUGAAAGCGAUUGUGAAAUCUCUGUAGAAGUUGAAGAUGAAGAUGAGGAAAUGAAAUCUGAUUUGAUUUUUAAUGAUAGCGAGGAGGAGGAGAAUUCUGCAGUGAAUGACGGAGAUCUCAGAGCUCAACUCAGUAGAAAAAGAGCUGAGAAGCUAAAUAAGUUACCAGCACAAGAAGAAGUCUCUUCUAGGUUACUCCAAUUUGCCCUGCAGGGAGCCGUCUUCAAGAAGUCCAAAAAGAAGUCGCGGGACAAGAGUAUUACUCACAGUGAGAUUGCGGCUGUUAGAGAAAUACUGCAUGCUGAUUAUUUUUCAAGAAAGUUUUGUGUUGCCUGCAAAACAGAGAGAAAAGUUCGUGUGUACAAGCCUCGAUACAAGCGUAGACAAUUCAAAUUUAGAUACUAUCGCAGACCAGAUGGAAAAUUGCCAAUUCAUCUGCGUCUGGGCAUCGCUGACCAGUCCGACACCUUUGAAGAUGUGAAGGUGAAAAAAAAAUCGAGGAAAAGGAAAAACCGUGAGGUACUGGAGCAGGUAUAUUAUCUUUUGUUGCGACAUUCAUAUUCUAGAACAGUAUCGAUGUAAGACCCAUAUAGCUUGUCCUUUUUUUUUAAUUAGUUUUCGAAACGAGGUUGACUUUGCAUUGAAUGAUUUAGUGGGAAGAUUACGGAGUUAUAUUCAUUUCAAAUCUAUUAAUAUAUUUAGAAGUUCUGAACUAUAUGAUGAUUGAUGAUUCUCUAAAUCUAGUUGAUGGAAUCAGAAUAUGCUUCAUUGCUAUUAAACUUACAACUCGUGCAAUCUGAUACUGACUCAACUAUUUUAGUUACUUGUAGCUUAUUUUCUAGGAACGAUUGAAACCAUUUCAAUACAUUACACUAAUAUUUCAUUUUAUCUUUGAUUUCAUUAUACAUGAAAAUAUUAGCUUAACAGCAAAUUUUUUAAUAUUAUGGGAUCACAUUCAUGUUCAUCAAUUGAGCUUGGUGUAUGAGAGAUUAAUGUUAAAAUCAUUUCCAGAAAAAGGGAAAUGAUAAUAUAAACCCAAAAACUCGGUUUCAAAAUUCAAAUUUUGAGAGGUAUAUGAAAUUAAUCAGUCACUAAGGCCUUCAUCAAAUAUAAGGCAUUUUGCCUUCUCAAUUAGGGUCCAAUUCAGUAUCUCAGCCAUGCCAAUUUGAUGUGGUGUAUGGCUAUUUGAGGUUUGAUGACACCUGCUGAAUUCCUUGCUAUAUUCACCACCAUUAUCGCUUCUAAGGAUCUUUAUCUUCAGGUUUUUAUGAUUUUCCACCAUAUUUUUGAAUUCUUUAAACUUCUUGAAUGUCUCAUCUUUGGUCUUCAGGAAGUAAAUGAUGCUCAUGCGACUGUAAUCAUUGAUGUAUGUUGUAAUACUCCUGCUCAACUUCCCUCUUUGGGAAAUGGAAGGCGAGUUUGCUUGCCUCUACAGCAGACUUCAUAGUUUUGCACAUUAGUUUGCCCUUUAUUACUUACUUACUAAUUUCGCUGUCUUGUCUUGGUAAGAAUUGUUUAGAUAUCCUAAGGGCCUAUGCCAAAUUUCACUAUUCACAGUGAUUUCAUAAACAUCCAAUUUAUAAACGUUGUAAUUCAGGCUAGCUGAAGCUACCAGUACGUUUUCUGGAUUAUAAAUGAGACAUCCAUGUUCACUGAAACAUACUCAAUAGCCAUUUUUAAUGAAUUGGUAAACGGACAAAAGGUUAGGUUAGGUUAGACAAAGGGCAUACUGAACCCCUUUCAAUAAAAUAUGUCUUUAAUCUGUGAGUGUAUUCAUUUCAAUGUCACCUGCACAUUCCACUUUGAUUCAUUCCACAAUCCCCUGCAAAUCUGGUUUUCUUAUGUUGACUUACCACUAUUUGCUGGCAGUCAAGUGAAAUUGCUUGUCGUAAACACAGCACUAAACCCACUUUUGGAUCCAUUAGUAUUAGGGCAUUUGGACAUAUAGUAACCAUUUUUUUUGCAUUUCUAGCAAAUACUGUUGUUGAGGUCCUUCUAAUUUACAACACGUGUUGAACUUGAACUCGAAUGACCCCCAACCUCAUGGUUCGAUGUUUAGGCUUGACCUCUUCCAGCUGAUUUGCCUCGUAAAUUAAUCCUACUAUCGCCAUCUCUAUUCGUUUUUUGGAAGCCUGGCUUGGGAUAUCGAUUGGCCGCAAACGCACCGUUGUUGCCACCGAAGGUGCCGCCAUCUGUAUGACCAACAAAUUUGUGUUGAUGAUAUGAGCAGUAAUGUUGAUUCCCGAAUGAGUGACCCCACCCAUUCUUCUUCGAUAUUGAAACCGGUCCGUCUCAAUUUCUGGAAUGUCUCGACAAUUUGAUUUAUGUAGCUUUUCAUGCUAUCGUGUUUUUUCAAUCUUGAUGAUAUGAGUGUGCGUAGGAGACCUAUUUCAACGCAUGAAUCCACUGUCAUCGUACAGGUUUUUCAGACUCGUCAACACGUCCUCGGCCGUUUUUGCAUAUUUCACGUGCCCCAUUGAGUGAGGUUCAGCUUAGCCUUUGCCUUUUUGAUAGUCUUCGUAUCUGUCUCUUUGUCAUCGAUACAUUAAUUCAAGCCUUGGAGAUUAAUAAUAUUUUCGACAGCAAACGCUUAGUCAUCAUAGUUCUCACUGCCUAAAAGCUUCAGCACACUUGUUAAGUAGUUAAUUGCCAUCUUUCUUUUAAGAGGAACAGGAACUGAAGGCGACUCGCGACACUACAAAUUGUUUUUAUUUUGCUGUUCGAAGAGAUAACUAAAUGUGAUAUGAGCCAUCUGGAACCAUAACCCGUUGUUGGAAUAGCAGAUUUUUAUAGAUAAAGCAAAAGUUGUUGAAGACAAAGGCUGUAGUCGUGAUAAAUUUUUUUAUUCAACUGCUUUAAAUACAAAACAAAUGCAUGGUAGUGCUGCCAUUUAACAAUAUGGAUAUUGCAUACAUUAUACAUAGGUAGAUGUCGCCACAAAUAUCAAAUAAGAGAACAUUGGGUAUUUCCAACAGUAUUUGCCCAGGUUUUGUUCUCUUUAACUGACUGAAUAUUUAGAUAUUUUAUAAUUAAAAAUGGGGAAGUUUAUAACUUUAUAAACAGUGUACAUUCCCAUUGUCCAUCCACUCAUGUAAUAAGAGUAUUUCGUAGUUGGAAAUUGCAUAUGUAGAGAGAUAUCGAUUCAGUUUUUACAAAUUUUUAAAAUUGUUGACAUGUACAUGGCAAGCUAUUCUGAAAUUGUUAUGAACCUCUUAAAUGUUUCCAAAAAUUGAAGAUAAUUAAUUGGUGCAUACUUGAAAAUAAAUAUUUUUGAGUGAAAAAAUGUAUCGAAUCUAAAGUAAGAAAUGAGAAAAAGCAACAAAUGUUUUUCAUUGUUACACUUCAAAAAAGUUUUUGCUAAUAUUACUUUUGUCACAUUUUGGGUAGGAUAGGGGAAAGUUUUAUUUAAAAAAAAUCUUUCAAUGUGAUGUCACCUCAAAAUUCCAUUAUUUUCUUUCUUUGAACCUCAUUAUUCAAUAUUGUAAUGACAUAGAUCAAGAUUAAUGAGUCUGAUUGUUGAAUAUGGAAUUUUUAUAAGAACGAGUGGUAAGGAUGUAUCAAGUGUGUGACUGAUAUGAAGGAGUUUGCAUGUUUUUUGAAUAACAUUAACUCACGGUACUUUGUUUCCCAAUAUUUGGCAAAUUAUAGAAACUUACUAGUUUUUUCAUCAGUAUUUUAAUUCGUUUUCUGAUUCCAAACUGAAAUUUAUGUAAUCAUUGGUUUAUGUCAUAGAAACGCCAAACUUUUUUUAGUCGUCAAGUGGCAUUCCUGGACAUGUUAAAUUAUCGCAGUGUGGGUCAAACUAUUACUUGCUACAUUUUUUAUGUAAUGUGUUCUCGUCGAGACUGUAGGAGACGGUCUAACAUUUAUUUCGUUUAAAGACAACUUCUGAGAACAUUAUGCACCAGCAUAUGCGAGGUGAUAUGCCAUAUUACCUCUUAUUUUUCUCUAAAAUUAAUAAUACGAUUACUUUCUGAAGUGCUUUUGUACAACAUGUUAUUUUAUAUGUUUCACCUCACGUCUAACAUGGUAAUAUUUCCGUUUCUUUUUGAAAUGUUCUCGUACAAAAUGUUAUUUUGUACGUUUUACUUCAGGUCUUGAAUCAGAAUUUAGAUUUUUAGCAGGUGAAAAAGGUUAUUAUGAACAAAGCCAGUAAUUUUUCAUUUUCAUAUAUAAAAAAAUGGUCCAUAGUUUGAGAGAAGCUGUGAAGUGUGUGAAAAUCUCUCAUUGUGGAAAUAUGAGAUGAUGUUUGUCUGGUCUAGUCAUUUUUGUAGAUGUUGAUAUGAUUUUUGCGUGAUCUUUAUUGAAAGUCGAAUCUGUGAUUGAAGCUGUGAUAUGAUUUUUGUAGCGUUCAUUAUUACUAACUAGCAUGCACAUAUACAUAUAUAUUUUAUUUAAAUCGAAUAUUUUUCAACAACUGUGAUAUUUUUCUGCUUCUUGCUAUUUUUGUUUCAAUAAUUAGAUAUGUUACAGAUGAUGCAGUUAUAUUGACGUGUACUGCCAACUAUGUAGUAUAAUUAAAUUUUUUUCGGUGCUAUGUCACUUCAGAAAUGUCAAUUUUGAAUUACCUGAUGAUGAACUGGGAUUCUAACGAUGAUGAUUCACUAUUUCUUUUAGUUGUGGAAACAAAUUCCGAAUGAAAAACCAACAUCUGUGAACGAAGUUAUUUGUAUUUUAAUUUGGAAACAUCAGGUUUUUGAGAAAAUUUCGAUUUUGACAUUUUCAGAUCAUUACAAUCA